Aspergillus nidulans FGSC A4 is the source of this 894-nucleotide messenger RNA. RefSeq names its product protein syf2. Gene Ontology annotation, cellular component: post-mRNA release spliceosomal complex; nucleus; spliceosomal complex. The transcript is spliced from 3 exons. NCBI's taxonomy places the organism in Eukaryota, Fungi, Ascomycota, Eurotiomycetes, Eurotiales, Aspergillaceae. The record is from RefSeq and is a predicted model, not a curated record. The coding region runs from base 1 to 894 and encodes 297 amino acids.
AUGUCAUCGGAGCGUGACCAGGAGCAACUUUCUUUAGAAGAGAGCAGAGAAGGUGAAGGAAAGUCGACAACAUCGCAAACUGAAUCCAAUGCUUCAGAUGUCGCGGAGGACCCUUCCACAAAAGAACAGACAGGCGACAAAGAAGACAGUGCAGCUGCAAGAGCCCGCGAAAGAAAGGAGAGGUUCAAAGCUCUUCAAGCGCGCGCAAAAUCUGCAACUGAACGCAACCUGAAAGAGACAGCAGCCGAAACUCAGCGACUAGCAACUGACCCGUCACUUCUCUCCUCUCUAUCGCGCAAACAUGCUUUUGCCUCACACAACCUACUUAAAGCUGACACGGAGGCUGCUGGAGAGGACUUUGAACGCAAACGGGCUUGGGACUGGACUGUUGACGAAUCCGAGAAAUGGGAUAGGCGGAUGGAAAAAAAGCAGCGCCAUCGAGACGAUGUCGCAUUCCAGGAUUAUACCCAGGAUGCACGGAAAGUGUACAAGAGGCAGCUACGGGAAAUGAAACCUGACCUGGAGGGCUAUGAGAACGAAAAAAUGGCAGCGAUUGAAAAGGCUGCAGCAAGCGGCGAUCUCGAGAUUGUUGAAACCAAUGAUGGAGAAAUGAUUGCAGUGGAUAAGAACGGUACUUUCUAUUCCACAGCCGAUACGAUUGGAUUUACCGAGAGCAAGCCCGAUCGUGCUGCUGUCGAUAAACUAGUCGCGGAUCUGAGGAAGGCCGAAGAAGUCCGCCUCAAGAAACGCAGAGACCGCCGUGGCGGCGACGAAGAUGGCGAUGUCACUUACAUCAACGAAAAGAACAAACAGUUCAACCAGAAAUUGGCUCGCUUCUAUAACAAGUACACUACCGAAAUACGUGACAGCUUCGAGCGAGGUACCAUGAUAUGA